AUGCCUACAUUCCGGAGUCAAGACAUCCCCGAUCUCCACGACCAGGUCAUAAUCGUGACCGGAGGCAAUGUAGGGCUCGGGUACGAGACCAUCCGCCAGCUCAGCGAGCACCACCCGGCUAGGAUUUAUCUCGCCGCACGAUCCCGCAGCAAGGCCGAGCAAGCCAUUGCAGAGCUCACCAGAGCCAGUCCCAGCUCCACAAACAUCAUUCGUUUCCUCCAGCUCGAUCUUGCCUCCUUUGACAGCGUCAAAGCCGCUGCUGCAGAAUUCCUCCGUCAAGAGUCUCGCAUCGACAUCCUGAUCAACAACGCCGGAAUCAUGAUGACUCGGGAAGGUCUGACACAGGACGGCUACGAGAUUCAAUUCGGGACCAACGUCCUCGGUCCCGCGCUGUUCACGCAACUUCUCCUCCCGACUCUCCGUUCUACAACAAAUCUGAACCGCCAGACCCGGAUGGUGAUGCUCUCGUCGGCCGCCCACGCUCGGGCGCCCAGUGACGUCUACAAAUUCGACGAACUUCGCACAACUGCCCCUAGCCGACACACCACGGAGCGCUACACCACAUCCAAGCUCGCCAACCUGCAUUACGCGAGGGCUUUGGCGGAGAGAGAGACGGAGGUCAAGAUCAUUCCUGUGCACCCGGGCAUGGUGGCGACGAACCUGCACCAUGCUUCCACGGGGACUUUUCUCAAACCCUUCCUCUCUGCUGCGGUUUGCUUGGCGGCUACCCCGGUCGAGAAAGGCGCCCUCUCGCAGAUCUUUGCCGCGGUCAGCCCUGAGGUAAAACAUGGUCAGUACUAUGGGCCGAUCGGCAAGGCCGAAGCAGGUUCCAAACUCAGUCAGAACCAUGAUCUCCAGGAGGAAUUGUUCAGAUGGGUGCAAGGGGAGCUUGUUGGGCAUGUUGACACUGUUUGGUAA
Molecule: messenger RNA, 918 nt
Organism: Aspergillus aculeatinus CBS 121060
Lineage: Eukaryota; Fungi; Ascomycota; Eurotiomycetes; Eurotiales; Aspergillaceae
Product: short chain dehydrogenase
Exons: 1
Coding region: 1-918 (305 amino acids)
Source: RefSeq, a predicted model, not a curated record